Messenger RNA from Blastomyces dermatitidis ER-3, 3183 nucleotides. RefSeq names its product stress activated MAP kinase interacting protein. Gene Ontology annotation, molecular function: phosphatidylinositol-4,5-bisphosphate binding. Gene Ontology annotation, cellular component: cytoplasm; plasma membrane; TORC2 complex. The transcript has 3 exons. NCBI's taxonomy places the organism in Eukaryota, Fungi, Ascomycota, Eurotiomycetes, Onygenales, Ajellomycetaceae. Gene Ontology annotation, biological process: TORC2 signaling. The coding region runs from base 497 to 3130 and encodes 877 amino acids. The record is from RefSeq and is a predicted model, not a curated record.
UUACGUAAUGCUACCCCAAGGUCACGGGAUCAUCCCUCGCCGGGCGACCGCCAAACCUCCCGAUGUCCAGGCAUGGCAACGCGGCUCCUGUCGCCUCCAACGCCUAAUUCUCUCGAGGCUUCUCAUUCACUUUCGUUUCGUCGGGCUGGUCCUGACAUUCUUCCCAUUUCCCAUCCAUUCCUUCAAUUCCUCUAUUCCCCGCGAGAUAUGGACCUCCGUGGAACCCCAGCCUCAAAGCCCGCCGCUGGUAUCUCGAACUCCGCUGUUUGAUAUCUAUAUCCCACCCCACCCCACCCCACAACCACACUCACAUUCACAUUCAGAUAUUCCGCACCUUAACCGCCUUCCUACUCCCUAACAAUUCCCUUACAUUCCACCUACUGGAUAUAUCACGGUAUAGCUAGACGGCCAUUGUUGCCUUCCGCACAAGGCCCACCGCUUCAACACCUUUCUCAACCCCAAAAUACCCUAACUUACGCAAUUAUCGAUAUCAACUAUGUCUCUCCUCCAAAAUGAAGACUUUACCAUCUGGCAGCUCCGCACCUCUUAUCUCUCUGCAAUUAAAGACGGCGUCGGUGACCGGCUAAUAAACGUAAACUCCUCCAUUCUCAACACCCCAGGCUUCCGUGCUGCAGGCUGGUCAUCAGCCACUGGUGCCAAUGCUUCCCAGAUUAAACGCACCUACUCCCCUCCCAUCCCCACCGCCACGGCUGUCGCGUCAGAGUAUUUCCAGGCCAGUGCGCGGCAGAGCAGGAACUUCGGCGAUGUAAAUGGUGGUAGUGAUGGACCCAAUGAUACUGCUGCGCCUGUGGGGCUUGGGUUUGGUAUUGUCGAAGAUGGUGACGAUGAAGAGGGUGUGAUGGUGACGGGCGGGAGGGAGAGUGUCAACACUAUUAGACAGCGACAGCAGAAGAGGGCUGUGGGGAGGAAGGCGCGGAGAAGAGAGAGGUUGGAUAUGCAUAAAUCGCAGCAGCAGCACCGCCAGGGUGAGGCUGAGGAUGAUGAUAGUAGUGAUCUCAGCGAUGAGAGUGAUGAGGAGAUUGACGGGGUUCACAGUUCUGUACAGCAAAUCAAGUUUACAAAAAUGCCGGUCCGACGAACCCGUGCUGGUUCAUCUCCGAUACGGAGCCUGGAUCGUCGUGAUAAUCCUGACGUUUUUGUAACAUCGCCUUCAUUAAGAUCCGUCAACAAACAGCACCGGAGGGGCUCCCUUGGUGCGGUUGAAGCAGUAAAAGCUCGAGCUCGCAGAAACACGGCUACUAGUAGUGAUAUGUCAUCAGAUAACGAGGCAGAUGGGGCCACUGCGAGGAGACGCCAGAUUCAUUUUUCUAACAAUGAGGACGUGAUCAAUCCAAAUGGCAAACCACCGAGCGAAAAGCUGGAUGAAGAAGAUGAGUUGGAGAUAGGAAGCAUUGAUGACGCCAUCAACGAGCAUGACGAAGAUUCAAUUGCCGAGUCCGAAGGAUCUGUCCUCUCAUCUGAGUUCGGAGGCACUGCUGGUUCGGGAUCGUUGUUGGAUCGCGUUGGAUCGUUAGAUUCAUCUUCUCCGAUGAUCCUCAAUAAAUUACCCAUGACUCUUGAAUCGCAGGGUACUUCGCCAAGGAAACAGAAACAAACAGCUACCUCAGCCGAGUUAAACGUGCUCCCACCGCCUCGGCCCAUUAGCACUGUUGAGCCCAUCAGCCUUUUGUCUACUGCACUCCGAGCGCGAAAGAAAGCGCCCGCCAACCCUUUGGAGAAAUAUGCGGGGUUAUCGGGCAGAGGGUCCAAUGCAACUCCAUUAUACAUCAAAUUCUUUAUUCCGUCCUCCUCUCAGCCGGACGAAGCCUUAGAUAUGCCAAUUGUGCGAGAAUCAAAGGAGUUAGAUCAUCCCGGGCCCGUUACCGUUGCUGAAGCGAUCGGGCUCGGUUUAUGGAGAUAUAUGGAAGAAGGCCUAAAGCCGCCCCUCGAGGGAGAUAUGCUCAAUGUAAAUCGGUGGAAUCUUCGGAUGAUGGAAGAUGGCGAAAUUGACUAUGAUUUCCCAUGUUUGGCUAGGGGCAGACCAAUCAUCGACUUUACCUCUAAUAACAAUCGCGCCCCUGCGGCCCGGGGCCGGUCGAGGAGCAAACCCUAUGAUGAAUUUGCGCUUGUGAAAGCGACACCAACUGAAUUCGCAGAGAAUGAGAAGCAGUAUCCCACCCCGAGAGCCGAUGCUGUCGAUGAGCCUGAAGUAACCCAGUCAAUAAUACAAGCCAACCAAGCCAAUGCUAAAAACAGGAUGUUCGGAAGGAUCAAUCCCAUCCUAGGUCAGCCAUUUUCAUCUGCUUUGAAUGAUAGCACUCUCACCCCCGCUGACCGCCCCGCCGUACCUACAUCACACGCGACACCUAGAAUGGGCGUUACAAAGACUUUGAAAAUCCGAUAUAUUGACCUGGACGCAACGCAAACAACCUCAAUGAACACAUCUACAGACAGUUACAUCGCCGAAAUUUUAGAUUCCGUCUGCAAAAAAUGGGGCCUGGACAAGGGCCAAUACCUCCUUAAAGUCAUGGGCUCCAACACUGUCGCUCCACUAGACCGCACCGUCGAAGCCCUCGGCAGCAUUACAGACCUAGACCUCGUCCGCCGCCGAUUCGGUGCUGGUCCGCUCUCCAGUACGGGAUCCCCAGGCAGCUCCUCACCCAACGCGCCGCUAAUGGUCGAAAACACAUCCCACGGCACCAGCUCCAAGAAGGGCAAAAAGGGAGCCAGCAACAACACUGGAAGUGGGCGCAUGCUGCACCCCCUCGCGCACUCCCAAGAUCUCCUAGGCGGCUACUACCGACGCUACAACGUAAUCCGCAAACAAUCCAUGUCCUUCACUGCGUCGAACCAACGUGUGCUCGCGUUCGACAUGGACUACAUGCACAUCAUGCCAGCGGAGUCGGGCAAGACGCUCUUCGAAUCGAACAGCAAGACGACGUCGAUAUCGUUCAAUGACGUUGUGGGUUCGAAGAUUAGCCGGCGGCAUCCGAAGAGUUUCCGGGUAGUGGUGUUGAGGGGAAAUGCGGCGAGCGAGCAGAAGCGGUAUGACUUUGAGGCGAAGACUGCGGUGGAGGCGGUGGAGAUUGUGGAGGAGAUUAAGAAGAAUAUGUCGCAGUCUCGCGUGUGAUUGCGAUUGUGGAUUUCUGGAUUUCUUGUACCUUUUUCCUUGGUUUUUUUUUU